UCGAAAUUGUUCCAAAGUUUCGAUUUUUACAAUGGUUUCAGAAGCUUGGAUUGUGAAAAUGAGAAACCAAGUAAGUGCUAAUCUCAAACACGCUCUUCUUCUUGAAUCUUCCACUAAGAAACCCUCUAAAAGCUCUUCUCUUCCUAAACAAACAAUUGGGAUCUUAUCUUUUGAAGUAGCUAACAUUAUGUCCAAAACCAUUCACCUUCACCGUUCUCUGUCCGAUACAGAGAUCUCUAAGCUCAAAUCCGAGGUUUUUCGGUCUGAAGGAGUUAGAAAUCUUGUUUCUUCCGAUGAGAAUCAUCUUCUUGAUCUUGCUGUCUCUGAGAAGCUUGAUGAUUUGAGCCGUGUAGCUAGUGUUGUGUCUAGGUUAGGUAAGAAAUGUAACGAACCGGCUUUACAAGGAUUUGAGCAUGUUUAUGAAGAUAUAGUGAAUGGGGUUAUUGACUUUAGGAAGUUAGGGUUCUUGGUUAAAGAUAUGGAAUCUAUGGUUAAGAAGAUGGAGAGAUUUGUGAAUGCUACUUGUAGUUUGUAUUGUGAAAUGGAAGUGAUGAAUGAGCUUGAACAAGCUAUAGUGAAGCUUCAGAGAAGUCAGCAGCAUCAAGAAAGUGUUAAAGCUUUUGAACAGAAGCUUAUGUGGCAGAGACAGGACGUGAGAGGUCUUAGAGAUGGUUCGUUGUGGAACCAAACUUAUGAUAAGGUUGUUGAGAUGUUGGCUAGAACUGUUUGUACUAUUUAUGGUAGGAUUGAAACUGUUUUUGGUGGUUUGGGUUUGAGAGUGAAAAAGGAUGUGACUUUGAAGAGAGAUCGUAGCAAGAAUGAGGCGAGUAAGGCUGUUAACUCGAGGUCUGUUGCGGGGUUUAAGGAUUCGAGGAGAAGUGAAGCGGAGGAGUUUACGCGUGCAGGGGAUUUUAAUUUUCCUUGUGGGACUAAUCCUGGUAGGAUGUUUAUGGAAUGUCUUGCUAUGAAUAGGACUAUUGGUGAUGAUGAUGAUGAAGAUGAUGCUCGGAUUACGUUUCCUUUGAGUACAGCUCGGAUGAUUCGGACUAGUAAGUUUGGAUUUAAGAGCAGGUUAACUCAACAUGCUUCAGCUUCAACGAUUGGAGGUUCUGCUUUAUCGUUGCACUAUGCGAAUGUUAUGAUUGUGGUAGAGAAGCUUCUCAAGUACCCUCAUCUAAUAGGCGAAGAAGCAAGAGACGAUCUUUACCAAAUGUUACCAACGAGUUUGAAAACAACGCUCAAAGCCAGUCUCAGAUCAUACUUGAAGAACAUUUCGAUCUACGACGCUCCUCUAGCUCACGAUUGGAAAGAAACAAUAGACGGUAUACUGUCCUGGCUUGCACCUUUAGCUCACAACAUGAUCCGGUGGCAGAGCGAACGCAACUUCGAGCAGAAUAAUCAGAUCGUGAAGCGAACAAACGUUCUUUUACUUCAGACACUUUACUUUGCUGAUAGAGAGAAGACAGAAGCUGCGAUUUGUAAACUUCUUGUCGGGUUAAACUACAUUUGCCAUUACGAACAGCAACAAAACGCGUUGCUGGAUUGCGCGAGUAGCUUUGAUUAUGAAGAUUGUUUCGAGUGGCAGAGCCAAUGCCGUUCAGCUUACUUGGACUAACAAUUGGGGUUUUUUUCUUUCUUUCUUCUUCUUCUUAGUGUUGUUUUAUAGAUACAUUUGUUUAUGAUUCAACACAAUGUGAAUAUCUAAAUCUCUAGUUUCGUUUGCAUACAUAAAAAUGAUUGUGAAAA
This is a messenger RNA of Arabidopsis arenosa, 1746 nucleotides long. The record is from the annotation of a GenBank genome assembly. Lineage: Eukaryota; Viridiplantae; Streptophyta; Magnoliopsida; Brassicales; Brassicaceae.